AUGAUGAGGCAGUUUACGUUAGGAAUUUGCGCCAUGGAGUCCAAGGCAAAGAGUCCUCCAAUGACCGCGAUUCUGCAACGUCUAGAAAGCAGCAGUGACUUCCAAAUUAUAAUAUUCCCCGAGGAGGUGAUUUUGCAUGCAUCAAUUGAAAGCUGGCCUAAGGUUGACUGCCUAAUAGCUUUCCACUCCACAGGGUUUCCCCUCUCAAAGGCCAUAGAAUAUGUAAACAAGUAUAAGCCUAUAAUUUUGAACAGUCUGGAAAAACAAUCGUUAUUUCGCUCACGUCAUCAAGUAUACCAGGAAUUGAAAAAAUGCAGAAUUCCUCACCCCAACUAUAUAGUCAUCGAUCAUGAGGCCGUUAAACGAGGGGAGCACUCAUUUGAGGAGCACUCUAAUUAUAUAAUUUUUGAUAACAUACGACUGAACAAACCGUUUAUUGAGAAACCCAUAAAUGCAGAGGACCACAACAAUUGGAUUUACUAUCCCAUGAACGCAGGCGGAGGGUGUAAAAAAUUGUUCCGAAAAGUACACGACAGGAGCAGUGAAUACUGCCCAGAUUUACAUACAGUGCGUAGAGAUGGCGUCUACUUAUACGAAGAAUUCAUGUCGACAUUCGGUACGGAUAUCAAGGUAUACACUGUGGGCCAGAUGUUUGCACAUGCAGAAGCCCGAAGAGCGCCAACGCUAGAUGGCCGAGUAUGGCGGACUCCUGAAGGAAAAGAAGUUCGGUACCCAGUGAUUCUCACAGAAGUUGAGAAGAUAAUUGCGUACCGCGUCGUAUCCCAUUUUGACCAAACGGUUUGCGGUUUUGAUAUACUGCGCACAACUAACGGGCCAUACGUAUGCGAUAUAAACGGAUGGUCUUUUGUAAAGGGGAAUAAGAAAUACUAUCGCGACUGCUCUCACAUAUUGCGCAUAAUGUUCCUGCUCAAGUUAGAGGAGAAGUACCAGAUUAUUUUAAGAAACGUCAUUCCCCCAAGUUUUGUGGCUCAGGAGACGGAGGAGAUGUUCAGACGAACCUUUGGGGAAGAUAUAAGCAAUUUUCAUAAGUCAGACGAUACCGAGGAAUUGUGUUCAGUGAUUGUGGUCAUGCGACAUGGGGACAGAAAGCCCAAACAAAAGCUAAAAUUUUAUUCCCGUGCUCCACAGGUUCUCGAUUAUUUCAACGAUAAAAGGUACAUCUCUAGUAUGUCGAUUGAGUGCGAAUAUAAUUGUACUGGUGGCGAGCUGGGGGGGUGCAACAAGAAGCAGAUCAAACUCAAAUCUCCAGAAGAGAUGAAGGUACUGAUGGCGAUAAAUGAGGAAAUAAUUGAAGAACUGAUAAAGGAACCCGGUAAAUAUGACAUCGAGCCCUUUGAGGUAGGAAGGAUGGAGCCCAUGUCAAUGUUGCAAAACCAUCGUCUGUUGGACCGCGUGUUAAAGAUUGGAGAUGGUUUUACAGGAAUAAAUCGCAAAAUACAGCUUAAGCCAGUGCUUUGUGAUGGAAAAAAAGUCACCAGAGUUCUAAUUGUUGCCAAGUGGGGAGGGGAGCUCACGGGCGUAGGGAGGAGGCAGGCGGAAGACCUAGGCAGGCGGUUGAGAGCAAGCUUGUACCCAGGAGACUCGACUGGGUUGAUUAGGCUACAUUCCACUUACCGGCAUGACCUCAAAAUAUAUACCUCAGACGAGGGCCGGUGCCAAGUUACCUCUGCGGCAUUCACUAAAGGCAUUCUCGACCUAGAAGGGGAAUUAACGCCAAUUUUAGUGUCUAUGACCCUACGAAACGAAAAAUCGUACAGUUUGCUCAAUGAUGGUGUGACAGUUGCAGAAAGGAGUGAGUGUAAGAAGCGACUGCAGAAGUUGCUGAAGCUGCGCUCCAAGCUUAAGCACACGGACCCCGCCGAAAUGGACCGUCUACUCGAUGCCGUGGACCUGACCCCUGCCGAAAAGCCCUAUUACUUAAAAGCUAUCGGUGAGAUGAAUUCUCUGCGCUUGACAAUAGGUGUUGUCAAGGACUUUUUGCGUGUUUUGAACGAGGAAAUUUGCCGGGUUAAUGCUAUUGAGGGAAGUGGCUCUGCCUACAUUUCUGACAUUCUCAAUGAAAUAGGGUUUAGAUGGAGGCACAUUUUAAUGAAAUGGAAGGAUGGUAACGAUUUUGAUUACCUUGGCAUUCCGGAUAUAGUGGACAAUCUGCGGUUUGACCUGAUCCACCAUCACACGUAUUUGGGUAAAGCCUUGGGGGCGCUUUUCACUAUCUAUAAUACAGUCCAAGAUAUGAAUAACGUGAUCUCUCCUUGUGAGUACGGCGUCACGCCAGAAGAGAAAUUGACUAUAGGAGCAAAGGUCGCGAAGCGACUUUUGAUGAAAAUCCUCCAUGACGUGACGCUAGUCAAGGAUAUGACAAACGAACGUGCAGCUAAAUCUAGCCAAAUAAUAUUACCUGGCAGGGAUAUGUGCCGUAAUCGUGACCUACUUUACGCAUCGUUGGUCACUCCGGUGAGCGUAGGGUUCAAGGGGUUUAAGACGCCCUGCAAGGGCGAUUUUUUAUCCCCUAACUGUACCGAUGCCAAAGCCCUUAUCGAGACGCCGGCUGCAGUUUCCGUCGUGGCGGCGGCCUCGGCCAGCGCCGCAUCUAUAGCCGCCACAGCCCUGGCAAUAUCUUCAAUGGCGGAAGAUGAUAAACCGUUAGGGGAAAACUCAAUAAACUCCAUUGUGGGAGGGCUCAGGCCUUCGGAUAUGUUCAGCAUGGUUUCAUGUUCUAAUGGAAAGGGUGAACCAUGUCUAACCCAGUCUCACAAAGAAGGGGACGCAAUAAUGGUCCUGAAUAACAGUAAAAUGUGGGUUCACCAAAAUGAAUCCUCCGAUAAGGGCGUUGUAUCCUCGCCUUUUUCUCUGAAUAGCGAGGCUAAGUCCGAUGACGAGCACUCUGUUCGGCUGCUGGUGAAUCAAGCCCGCGAACUGGGAAUCAGAUCGCCCUGUCGAAUGGUGAGAUCCCGCUACUACGUAACAUCUGCAUCCUACAUGUUUUCUCUACUGAACAUCUUUAUACAUGCAAAGGAUGAGCAGGGGGAGGGUAUUUUGGACGAAGAUCAUUGUGCGACAAAUACCAGCACCAUCACUGACAUGCAUUAUUUGUCCCACAUCGUGUUGAGAGUGUGGGAGAGGAAGGGUUCCGGGAAGGAUGUCGCUGGCGCCGGCUCUGAUAACUAUAGGCUUGAGAUACUGGUGAGUUCUGGGGCCAAGGACGGAUUUGGUCAGAACUAUGAGUUGUUGACCAGGAACUAUGAGUUGAUGAAGGGUGUGUCGAAGCCCAUAGAAAGUGCAGAGAUCAUAGACGCGCCGUUGGAUGACCAUGUUUUUGACGACGAUUCUGGGGGCAUGCAUACCUACGAGUUCAUGCAUAAUGAACAGUCCUACAUGUUAGACCAAGUAAAUUACGGGACCUCCAUGUCGUGUAGUCGCGCCAAGAACAUUGGCAUGGACUUUUCUUGCAACCCCAGUUUAUCUAUUAUAUCAAGGGACUCUAACUGCAGCUAUCUGGAUGUGGAUGCUGAAGGGUCCAAUAAAUGUACCGACAAGGGGGUGCCUCCCUACUGCGAAUUAUCUCCCCUUGUUACUCUUACACUAGACUGCCCAUUACACAGGUUUGAAAAAAUCAUAUCACGCCUCGUUCAGUCGGUCUAA
Babesia microti strain RI is the source of this 3663-nucleotide messenger RNA. RefSeq names its product Histidine phosphatase superfamily (branch 2). NCBI's taxonomy places the organism in Eukaryota, Apicomplexa, Aconoidasida, Piroplasmida, Babesiidae. The transcript is spliced from 5 exons. Gene Ontology annotation, biological process: inositol metabolic process; inositol phosphate biosynthetic process. Gene Ontology annotation, molecular function: 5-diphosphoinositol pentakisphosphate 1-kinase activity; diphosphoinositol pentakisphosphate kinase activity; inositol hexakisphosphate kinase activity. The record is from RefSeq and is a predicted model, not a curated record. The coding region runs from base 1 to 3663 and encodes 1220 amino acids.